AUUUCCAAUGGCUAGAUGAUAAAGGGUGUCAUAGAUUAUCUUAGACUGUUUGCACAUAGGAGAUUAUUUUCCGUAGACGGAAGUAUUUCUAAAGUUACUUGGCCUCAGAACGACUAUUUCCGUAAAUGUGAUAUACAGAAAUAUAGUGCAGAAAAAGAGCUUUCAAAUGACAUAUGAUAGUUCUACUGAGGUAUGGGGUCGAGAAAGAUCCACUCGAGAAUAUGAUCAAUAAUACGUAUCAGAAGUGAUUACAGUUAAUUGGACCCAAUUUUUUCUGAGAGCAUUUCUAAGGUCUGUCGAGCGGCGAAAAAUGUUCUCCUGUUCAUUCUGCAUCUAACCAUGUAUGUGUCGAUGGAAUUCAAGCAGGGGCCGAUUCCAUCAAAUAAUCGCCCCCGUCCUUUUAGUGAGAGAAAUACGUCACAGAUGAACAGCUUGUCCACGUAACGCGCUACUUCGCUGAUCAAGUUUUUUUUUCAUGUUUUUUACUUGAUAAAUCGGUAGGAGCACAUCACUAGACGCAGUUUUGCACGCUGAUUACGAAUCUGACUUUUUUUUCAAAAAAAGUGGAAUGUUCAUUUAAAAAGUUGAAAUUGAAAUUUUUUAAAAAGUUUAUUUUCAAUUUCUUCACCUAGACACUUUCUUUAAAAAAAUUGCAAUAUACAUCAUCGAAUAGAGAGUUCAAUUCUCUACAGAAUGGCUUACUCAGUUUUUGAGUUUUGAGGCUUUAAAAUGAUUUGUUUAUUCUAAAAUUAGAGUCAAUUUUUCUACAUGCUUAGAAAUGUGUGAAAAAAAUAUAUCAUAAUGUGUGUUACUUCGGAACUAGAUGUUUCUUUCAUAGAAUGUCAAAGAUCUGUAAGACGAUAAUCUACUUUGAAAUAUAACCGUAUGAAAACUGAUGAUUAUUCUUUUUUUUGCUCCUGUUACAACUAUUUAUGUGUAAAACACUAGUAUUUUAAUAAAUUUUCAUUUUUAUUCUCUUUUAAUUUAAGGGUCGUCAAUUACAAGAUGUAACAUUAGAAGAGUUAAAUUCAUUAUCAAUAAUGCACUUGGAUCAGAAUUUCAUUAAUCAACAUGGUAAUCAUUCUCAUUCACAUUUUUCUGAUGAUUCUGAUUACACAUCCGAUGUAUCUUAUCCAAUUAAUCAACAAGCCAAUUUAAAUUAUCCAAUGCCAUUAUCUCAAACUACAUCACAACCGUCUAAUUCUGUAACACCAACAAAUGAUUUAACUCAACAACAAUCACAAGUUCAACACUCUUCUCGUCUUGAUACAAAAGCAUUUGCUCGACCUAUUAUGCGUGAUAUUAGUACACCUUCGUCGCCGGCACAACGACGAGAACGUAUUUUAAAUCCGUCUAUAAAACAAGUUCGAUCAUUAACAACAUCAAAUACUAUUGAUCAAGAUCAAGAACCACUCUAUUAUGUUAGUCAACCACCGAUAAAAAGAAAUACAGCAGUAACAAAUUAUGAUCAAGAUAGUCCAAUAACAUUUUUAAGUCAUAGUCGGGAUUAG
This is a messenger RNA of Didymodactylos carnosus, 1511 nucleotides long. NCBI's taxonomy places the organism in Eukaryota, Metazoa, Rotifera, Eurotatoria, Philodinida, Philodinidae. The record is from the annotation of a GenBank genome assembly.